AGACAACUGUUCUCAUAAAAAUUCACCCAUCAUUUAUUCCAAUACUUUGUCCUCCAUACACAAGUCUCAAGAUUUGCUCAGUUUCCAUAAUACAUGAACAAGCUGUGACAGCAGAACACAUGAAAAAGAAUAAAAAUGCUUUUUACACUAUUAAGUCAGUUAAUUCCUGCUAGAGAAAAUUCUCCAGCUCCACAGUAAGCUUGUGUGGAAUGGCUAUCAAGAAUGUUUUAUGCCUGCUCACAGCACGCACCAAACACUGGGAAUUAAAGUAACACGUGGGAAGCAUUGACAACUUUCCCCUUGCAGGAAACAUCUGUUACCUUAACGAUGUUCCACAUGCUGUGUUACCACCAAAAGAAAGAACAAGCUUGGGAUUGGGUGAUGUUGAUUUAUACAGCCAAGAACUGAUACAUAUAAUGUGCUUACAGGUGUUCCUCAAAUAUUUAUGCUUUCUCCCCCCCAAAAAUAAACUACAGCAGCCAGUGUAGCACCCUAUUUCCUCUAGUUUCUGCCCAAAGUUUUGUUUUCAGAAAGCAUCCCUCCCUCGCCCCAAAAAAAUCACUCUGCUCUUCUUUUUGUUAUUUUUAGGUAAAGUUGAGAGUUCUGCACAGACAGAACAUUAAGCUGUGAUAGUGACUUUAUUUGACUCGGCUAUCAAUGAGCCUAAAAAUCAACCUGGAUAAAAUUUGUGAUGGAAGAAAGUACAUGAAGAUCGACUGCUGCAUGAAAAAAAAAAGAGGAAAAAAAAUUUGGAAAAAACAGGCUUAAGACAGCAGGUUUUGAGUCGUGGAACCUUGAUUAUUGAAGUCACACUGACUUGUCACUUCCCCAGCUGUCACAAAAAAACGAGAAAUUUUUGAAACCAAGAUUUCCAACUCUUUCAAUCUAAUUUGUCUACGACCUUUUCCAGGCAAGUACUUGUUUGAUGGGUGACUAAAAUAAGCCUUUUAGAUGACAGGCAAAAAUAAUCUUGCACUAUAGGAGUGUAGAGGACUCUCGUAAGGCUGUUUAAGAACAGACGUGGUCCUACAGAUGUUUUUUUAACUUUGCAUACUAUAGCGGUCUUAUAUCGCUUUCUCUCCAUAUAAAUAGAAGUUGUCUUGUAGCAUUAAGAUCACAUCUGACAAAAGAACUCUUUCCAGAUUUUUUUUUACUCUAAAAGUUUGUUUUAAGUCAAAUGAAGACUCUUUUCAGUGGUGCCCAACAAUCGGAUGAAAGGCAAUGGGCACAGAAAGGAGCACAGGAGGUUCUGUCUGAAUAUGAGAAGAAACUUCUUCACUUUGAGGGUGUCAGAGCCCUGAACAGGCUGCCCAGAGAGGUUGUGGAGUCUCCUCUGGAGACAUUCAAACCUGCCUGGACACAUUCCUGUGUGAUCUGCUCUGGUGAACCUGCUUUAGCAGGUGGGUUGGACUAGAUGAUCUCCUGAGGUCUCUUCCAACCCCAACCAUUCUGUGAUUACGUGAAAUUUGGAGAAAGUCAUUGAAAAUUUAGUGGUCAGAACACUUGUGAGAACUGUUUAAUAUUUAUCGACUAGUUUACUAAAAACUCUUGUCAGUGUAACAUUGGUACCCCGUAACCAACACACCGCUAAUUCCGAGGCGUGUCUUUUCGUUAAGGUUUCCGUAUUAAAAUAGUGUUGGGACCAACAUUUCGCUUUGAAGACACGAGCACAAGACACAGGCCCUGCCUGGCCAGGGCGGCCCGGCCCCGCCCGGGGACACUCACAGCCGGUGCAGCCGACAGGCCCGUUCCGGGCCCGGCCUCAGUCCCACCGCCGCCGUCAGGGCUGCUGAACCUUCGUCCGCUUCGGCGGCGGGUGUUCGGUGUUCGCGCUGGUGUCCAUGUUGUCUUCGUCUUCAUCCUCCUCAUCCUCUUCCUCGUCGUCCUCAUCCUCGGCACAACCUGCCAGGGUUCAAGCGGGGGGCGGAUGAGCGGCGCCCCAGGGCGGGCGGAGCCCCCGGCCGCGCUCCCGCCCCCACUCACCGCGGGUCCGUCCACCGCCCGCCGCCUCUCGCUGCUCCUGCACCAGCGGCGUCAGCAGCUGCACCACCCGCUCCUGCAGCUCGGCCAGGCCCCGCCGCAGGCCGCGCAGCUGCCCGCUGAGCUCCCAGUCCUGCGGGUCGCUCUGCUCGGCCGGGCACGGCGGCGGCACCGGCACCCGCACCGAGCGCGCCUGCCCGCGGCCCCGCAGCUCCGCCACCAGCUCCAUCCCGCCCCGCGCAGCCCGCCCGCCCGCGACCCCGCCCCCUGGUCACGUGAGGCGCGCGGUUCCGCUUCCGCCGAGGCGCCCCCUGGCGCCUCGGCCGUGUGCGUCCCGCCUCGGCCCGCGCGGCCUCGCGUCCCGGCGAUGGAGGCGGCGGCGGAGGGCGCCGAUCCCGGGAGCGGCUGCGGGGCCGGCGCGGAGGAGCCCGUGGUCUCCUUGGCGGAGGUGCUGGCGGAGAACGAGGAGCUGGAGAAGGAGGCGCGGGCCGUGCUGGGGGGCAGCGACCACGAGCGCUGCAGCUACUCCCAGGGCGCGGUGAAGCGGCAGGCGCUGUACGCCUGCAGCACCUGCACGCCGCCCGGCGGGGAGCCGGCGGGGAUCUGCCUGGCCUGCAGCUACGAGUGCCACGGCACGCACCGGCUCUUCGAGCUCUACACCAAGAGGAACUUCCGCUGUGACUGUGGAAAUAGCAAGUUCAAAAAUCUGCAGUGCAAGCUGCUCCCAGAAAAGUGCAAGGUGAAUUCAGGAAAUAAGUAUAAUGACAAUUUCUAUGGAUUAUACUGUACUUGUAAAAGACCUUAUCCUGAUCCUGAAGAUGAGAUUCCAGAUGAGAUGAUCCAAUGCAUCGUUUGCGAAGACUGGUUCCAUGGAAGGCAUCUUGGUGCAGUUCCCCCUGAAAGCGGAGACUUCCAUGAGAUGGUUUGCCAGGCCUGCAUGAGUCACUGCCAUUUCCUGUGGGCUUAUGCAGCCCAAUUAGCAGUUCCUGCUUUGACCAAAGUGAACUCCCUUGAAGAUGAAGGGAUUGUCCUGAAGGUCGAAGAAAGUGAAGACCAGAAAAAAGAAAUAAAAAAAGAAAGUGGAGUGGAGCACCAAGAAACGAAGGAGGAAAAGCAAAUGGAACAGUUUAAUGAACCAUCCACCAGCUCUGGGUCUGCCUGUCCGGAGGUAGUUCCUAAGAGUGAGGAGCCAGUCUGCAAGCUGAAAGAACUCCAAAGCAAGCCAUUUUUAAAAAAAGAUACUGCCACCUUUUGGCCAUCGAACUGGAGAAGCAAAUUGUGCACCUGUGAAGACUGUUUGAAAAUGUAUUCAGAGCUUGAAGUCCAGUUCCUGACAGAUGAAUGUGACACUGUCUUGGCUUACGAAAAUAAAGGUACCACUGACCAAGAAACAGAGAGGAGAGAUCCUUUAAUGGACACCCUUAACAGCAUGAACAGAGUCCAGCAAGUAGAACUCAUCUGUGAAUACAACGAUUUAAAGACAGAACUGACUGAUUAUCUCAGGAGAUUUGCAGAUGAGGGAACGGUGGUUAAAAGAGAAGACAUUCAGCAUUUCUUUGAAGAAUUUCAGUCACGGAAAAGACGACGGACUAACAGGAUGCAGUACUACUGUAGUUAGACCGAGAAGGUCUGGGUGUGAAAGGACAACUGGGAGAACGAUAGUCAUUGGCAAACAGAAGAGGCAUCUUCAGUAUUUGGCUUCUCACCAAAAUCCAGCUGUCCAAGAAACAUCUUCAUUUUGUCUCAUACUUCCUUUUCUUGUAGCGCCUAGACCGUGUUCUUAGCAGGUACCCGGCGGUUAUAGGGUUUGCAGGGGUGUUGCGUUCCCGCGCAGGCUGGCCGUGCUCCGGGGAGGGGGUGGCGGGUUAGAAGAGCCACGUGCCGCCGUGCGCGUUCCCUUUGGUCUUUCCACCCGCGUUACUCGCAGUGCCUGUAGCUGUAGUUGUACUAGACCAGGCUGGGGUCCGCUUGUCCCUCUUCUGUCCCCCGCAGGCAAGGCGCACGCCCUGUGCUUUGCUCUCCUGCUUUACCCAGCUGUGCAGGCUGUUCCUUGGGGCGCAGCAACUCCAGCGAAGGCUCCUGCACAAAGCAAGUGUCAGGUCCCUGCGCAGAGGGCUCAGCACCUGCAAGGGAGCAGCUGGCACAGGGCACCAGCCCGGCACUGGGGACACAGCAGGGGAACCGAACCUCGCUGUGCUGCUGCCAGCCCCGCGCAGGGGAAAACUGAGAAAGCAGCGUCAGGCUUGAUCAACAGAACAUUGUGUCUCAUUUUUAUAAAUUCAAAAACUACAUUUCUAAUAUUGUACAGUGAUGUUUCACAUGCAAAAAAAGUCACAAACUUUAUCUACUCAAUAGAUUUAUAAACAGUAUCGAGGGGGAGGGAACUAAGUUACAAAUGAAGCGUGGAGGGGUUUUGUCACAGGACUUCUAGUGUGCUUCAGUUUUAAAAAUGAGCCUACUUCAAACACUGCAGCAUCCUGGCAUUUUGCUACAGUAUAAAUCACGUGAUCUUUUUAUAAUCACUGUGAUAAUCAAUCACAGAACAGAUGUUUCACUGGCUUUGAAGAACCUGCACUUGGCCACAAUUAAAUAUCGACUUUUUGUAAGUUUCGAUCCUAAUAUAGUUUUCUUUGCCCACAAACCCCAAAACAUACUUUAAGUUCUGAUUUUUAAUUCCUGCUUUAUGUAGGUGGAGGAUUUACCAUGGGGUACUAUUCUGCUUUCACAUUAAUGACUUUUGAGAAGAAAAUGGGACUUCUAUCAUUCUCCUUAUUAAUUGUUUCUGAGGGCUUUAUUUACAAAAGCUAGUUCUAGUGUAGAGGCUCAGUUCAUUGGUUUGUUUAAUGUACAAUGACUAGUUGCUUUAAAAUUUAACUCUGAGUAUUGUAUGUGCUUUUUUGGUAGCAACUGUAACUUCUUAUCUAAUAUCUAAAAAUUAAAGAACUGUUCACUCUG
Columba livia (rock pigeon) is the source of this 4935-nucleotide messenger RNA. It is a transcript of the gene UBR7, whose product is annotated as ubiquitin protein ligase E3 component n-recognin 7. The record is from RefSeq and is a predicted model, not a curated record. Gene Ontology annotation, cellular component: cytoplasm. Lineage: Eukaryota; Metazoa; Chordata; Aves; Columbiformes; Columbidae. Gene Ontology annotation, molecular function: ubiquitin protein ligase activity; zinc ion binding.